Messenger RNA from Diorhabda carinulata, 2802 nucleotides. RefSeq names its product CKLF-like MARVEL transmembrane domain-containing protein 4. Gene Ontology annotation, cellular component: membrane. Bases 382 to 927 code for a protein of 181 amino acids. NCBI's taxonomy places the organism in Eukaryota, Metazoa, Arthropoda, Insecta, Coleoptera, Chrysomelidae. The transcript has 4 exons. The record is from RefSeq and is a predicted model, not a curated record.
AGAUCACAUUCAUUGUUGUUUGGAGACGAAGAUGAUUAAUGACCCAAAUGAUAUAAAAGGUUAUCUAUAUCUAAAAAUUAAAAUGCGUAAUGUUUCUAAAAAUGUAUGUCAAAUGACCCUAUAGUAUUGAUUUUUACAUACAUACAUACAUCAGGAUUUGUAUAGCCCGUUACAAAAUUUCAUAUUGCGAUUGCGCAACACCUGACAAGUUUCGUGUCCUACUUUUUAUGGUGACGCCCCCUUAAAAAUAGUUUAUGACUUGUAUUUGGGAGGUAACUCCAAUUUAGUGUGUGGUAACAAAAAAAUGCUUUAAAAGCCUUAUUGUGUCAACUUGAUUAAAAUAUUUAAAUCAAACACAUUUUAAACAAUCAGUAAAUUGAAAUGGCGGAUCCGGGGUUUCCAGGACAACAUACGACAACAACUACAGUACAUUCAACUAGUACGACGGUACAAACGAAUAUAAGAUUCGAUCCUUCUUACGUUAGGACUUUACCAGGAAUUGCAAAAUGUGCUCAAUUGUUACUAAAUUUAUUAGGGUUCAUAUGCAUCGAAUCGAGUGGCGUCUUGGCGACACGUUCGAGAGGAUCGUUCUUUAACUUUGUAGCAAUGUUUGGUUUUUGGUUCACGGGUAUCUUACUGGCGUUUUACUUAUUCCACCUCAUAGAAAAACUCUACCGAGUACCAUGGUUGAAAUUAGAAUUCGUUUAUUGUUGCAUUUGGACAGGUUUUUAUAUGAUCGCAUCAUCUUUGGCUGUGUCGUAUAACAGCGAGGCGUACAUCGUGGCCGGGGUGUUUGGUUUCUGCGCCAUGGUUGUUUAUGGUAUAGACGCUUUUCUCAAAUACAAGGCUGUUCAAAAUGGGGAAAUCGCUCAAGAUGAAAGAUCAAAUAACAAACAAACUACGACCGUUUCUAGUCCGGCUUAUUAAAAUGUUAUCACCGAUAAAUUUUUAUCACUAUAAAGCAUUAAUUAUUCAAUAUUAACACUGUUACACUUUAUCACCCUAUUAAUUAUAACUGAAAGGAAUUUCCGAAAAUAAUGUGUUCAAGGUAUUUCAUAAAUAAUAUCGUGAAAACAUCGUGUCAUUCCUCUAAUUUAUGGUACUGUAUAAAAUAUGUCUACAUCAUAUAUAUCAGGGUGGAUUUAUUUUAAUAUGAAAUAUAAUUUCCCAAAAGUACCUAAACUGAAUCAUAAGUGAGGAAAAAAAAACAAUAAUAAUUUAGAAAUCUCUAAAAACUACAAAUUUCCAAAUGAUUUUCAAUUUGUAUAAGCUUUUUCAUCAUAUUUUAAUGGUUAUAUAAAAAUUUUUGAUACGCUUACUGCCGGUUAUGUGUAUAGUGUACAGUGUGUAUAUGUGUGUCAAUUCACACGGCAGUCAACGUGUUAGAAUAAUUUUUUCAAUAAAUCAUUAAAAUAUGAAGAAACUUGUACAAUGCCUAUAAUUUAAGAAAUUUUAAAGUUUUUAACUAUUUAAAAAUGUAAUAAGACUUAAAUUUUCUUUUUUUUUGGUCAUUCUUUUCAAAUUUAGCCUACUUUUGGGAAAUCUUAAAUCUUAUAUAUACUUACAAAAUAUGUGCAAGAUAUUCCUUAUUUAAAACAAAGUUCUUGAUAUUUUUAUUGUUUAUACACAAAGUAAACUUAUAAUUAUUUAUUUUAUUAUAUUCACUUGUUAGACACUUGAGUAACAAAAUGGCUUCUUACCUUUUUUCAAUAUCCCUUCUAUUGGUAUAAUUGUGAAUCUUAAUCUGAAUAUUUGCAUUAAAAAAAGAGUGCAUGUGAAAUCAAUAUUAGUCAAUAUAUCAUUUGUCUAUGUCUAAAAUUAGUUCGUUUUAUUCCUACGUGGCGCUGUGCUACUAGGGGUUUUUUAAGUUGGCAAUUGCGUAAAUUUGUUAUUUCUCAUUAAAACUGAUAUUUCAUACUGUAAUUAUGUCAGUUUGUGAUAGAUUCUAUAUAUUAUUAUGUCAUCAUUUUUUUUAGUAGCUUCUUAAAAUUACUCUACUGGUUUAAAACUGAAUUAUAAUUUUGCAUUUAAUAAGAGUUUAAUUAAAAUUUCGAAUAGAUCUCGUAUCUUCGUUUUGUUAUCUCUAUUCAAACGCAAUUCCAAAAUUCGAUUAUAUUUCCAUUUAUAUUCAUUUACAUUAAUUUCACUUUUGAAUUUUACGAUUUAAACGUUGGUAGUCGUGUGUUAUCGGUUUUCAGUGUUGUAAGAUUUGAUUGUUAUAUAAAUCACAUAAUUGUUAUGUAAAUUGUUUUUAUGUAUAUUAUUUUUUCAUUUUAUAAAUAAUUAUUCUAUCGUAUGUAAUUAAUUUUGAUUCUAUUUAAAAGUAUUAUUUCCAUUUCCUAUCAGUUAUAUUUAAAAUAACUAUAACCAACAAAAUCAUAUUAUAUCAACAAUCGGAUAAAAAUUACAACGUGGCAACGGUGUAAAAUGUCUGUCAUAAAUUAUCUCUACACCUUAACCUUAUACUUAUCGUAGUUUGUUUGUUAUGUUGGUUGAAUGCAGUUUUUUUUUUUUGAUUUAGUACCAAUAGUAAGUUUAUUAGAUCAAUAUGUUUUCCUCAGUACCUGUUAUCAUAAACAAUAGAUAUUUUUGAAGCCAUAUUUAAGAAAAGUUACGAGUUAUUUAAUAUGUACAUAAUUUAUUUUUGAUUUAUGAAUAGUUAAGAGUAUAUUCAUUAUUUUGUUGAUGAUUAAUGAUAUUUUGUAGGUAGUUUAUUAGGGGGUUAUUAAAAGUAUAUUAUAGGUUUUAAAUCACAGUUUAAAGUUCUCGAGUAAACGUUAUAUGUGUAAAUUGAAAAAAAAA